AUGGAGGCGGGUGCCGGGGCUGGCGCGGGAGCCGCAGGCUGGAGCUGCCCGGGCCCAGGACCCACAGUGACCACUUUAGGCUCCUAUGAAGUAUCUGAGGGCUGCGAGAGGAAGAAAGGCCAACGCUGGGGGUCCCUGGAACGGCGUGGGAUGCAAGCUAUGGAGGGGGAGGUUUUACUCCCAGCUCUGUAUGAGGAAGAAGAGGAGGAAGAGGAAGAGGAUGAAGACGUGGAAGAAGAAGAAGAACAACAAGUUCAGAAAGGUGGCAACGUGAGCUCUCUGUCAGUUGGCAAGCACCGGGGCCUGAGCCUCACAGAGACGGAGCUGGAGGAGCUGAGGGCUCAGGUGCUCCAGCUGGUGGCAGAGCUGGAGGAGACGCGUGAGCUGGCAGGGCAGCAUGAAGAUGACUCCCUAGAGCUACAAGGACUCCUGGAGGAUGAACGACUGGCCAGUGCCCAGCAGGCUGAGGUGUUCACCAAGCAAAUCCAGCAGCUCCAAGGUGAGCUGCGGCAUCUACGGGAGGAGAUUUCCCUAUUAGAGCGUGAGAAAGAAAGUGAACUUAAGGAAAUAGAACAGGAAUUGCAUUUGGCCCGAUCUGAGAUCCAGAGUCUGCGGCAAGCCGCAGCAGAUUCCGCAACUGAACAUGAAAGUGACAUGGCAUCCCUGCAGGAUGAUCUCUACCGGUUGCAGAAUGAGCUCGACGACAUGGAACGCAUUCGAGGGGACUACGAGAUGGAGAUUGCUUCACUCCGUGCAGAAAUGGAAUUGAAGGGCUCUGACCCAUCUGACAGUUUAAGUGUCUCAGAAUUCCCUGUGAUACAAGAAGAAUUACAGCAACUGCGGGAGCGCUACCACUUUCUGAAUGAGGAGUUCCGGGCCCUGCAGGAGAGCAACAGCAGCCUUACCGGGCAGCUUGCUGAACUGGAGAGUGAGAGGACACGAAGAGCAACGGAGAAGUGGCUGGAGUCCCAAACACUAAGAAGUAUGAUGUCAGCAGAGUCUCAGACUUCAGAAAUGGACUUCCUGGAGCCUGAUCCUGAAAUGCAGAUGUUGCGCCAGCAGCUUCUGGGAGCCGAGGAGGAGAUGCAAGACAUACAGAAUAAGUGUAAGGACUUGUGUUGUGAGGUACAAGAGCUACAGCAUCAUCGCCGGGCCAGCGAGGAGGAGCAGAGGCGGCUGCAGAAGGAGCUCAAGUGUGCCCAAAAUGAGGUGCUCCGGUUUCAGACUUCCCACAGCUUGGCCCAGAACGAGGAGCUGAAGUCCAGGCUCUCUACCCUGCAGCAAAAGUAUGAUGCUAGCCAGGAUGAGCAGAAUGAGCUCUUGAAGGUGCAGAUGCAACUUCAGUGCGAGCUCCGGCAGCUCAAAAUCAUCAAAGCCACAGAGAGCCAAACUGAGAAGGAGUUGAUGUGCCGCCUCCAGAAGCUCCAGGCCCAGCACCAAUGCAUCGUGAAUGAAAAGGAGAAGCUGCUAGAAGUGCAGUGUCAUCUGCAGGAGAAGCUGCGGUCCCAUGAGGCAGAGCUGUAUUGUCUCCGGGACAUGGCAGCCUCUUUGCGCGAGAGUGAUGAAAAGAAUGUAGGGAUGCAACUUGAGCUUCAGGAGAUGAAGGGAUUAUACCACGCCAGCAAGGAGGAACUGCAGCUGCAGAAGCACAUGUAUGACCAACUGGAGCAGGACUUCAUGCUUUGCCAGAUGGAGCUGAACCAGCUUAAGAGCACCCAAUCUCUUCCCGAGGAUAAGUGUUCCAAGAAGUGUGAUGCACUGAUGACCAGGCUGACAGAAUUGCAGGAAAAGUUCAAAACCAGCCAGAAGGAGAUGGGGAAUCUGCAGAUGGAGCAGUGCGAGCUCCUGGAGGAUCAGAGGAGGCUGCAGGAGGAGCAGGGCCAGCUGCAGGAAGAGCUGCACAGGCUCACGUUUCCACUACCCAAAUGUGGCCUCUACCGUAAGAGUCAGGAUCUGCUUAAAAAGUUACAAGACCUGUGUGAACUACAGCUACUGUACCAAGGCAUGCAGGAUGAACAAAAAAAACUGAUACAGAACCAAGAGUGUGUAUUAAAAGAACAGCUAGAGCUGCACAAAGAGUUGCGAGAGGUCAAAGACUCUAAUUUCCAGGAACUGUUGAACUAUGAAGAUGCCAGAUGUUCUAAGUCCUCAAAUUCUGAGAAUAAGCAGCCCAAGUUGCUCAUGGAACAACUGCAGGCUCUGCAGGUGCUGUAUAACACGAGUCAGACGGAACAGGAGCUUUUGCAACUGGAACAUGGACGGCUCUCAGAGGAGCGGAAAAGGCUGCAGGCUGACUUGCAGCUCUGUCUAGAAGAAAUGCAGCUGCUUCAAGUACAGUCCCCUACCCUAAGAAAGAGCCUGGAGGUCUACAGGAAGAGCUGUGGCAGCACUGACAACUUACACAGGAGUUAUGACAGCGGCACCCCCGAUGAGAAUGAGACCUAUCAGAAGAGUUACGAUAGCAAUCAAAUCAGCAAUGAGAACUUCCUCAAGAGCUAUGACAGCGCCACCAAUUCCAACGAAGGCUAUCAGAAGAGUUAUGGCUCCAGCAGCUGCAGCAUUAACCUUAAGAAGAGUUACAGCAGUCCUACUAGUUCUGACACCUUUCAGAAAAACUAUGCCAACAGCAUCCCUGAAGAGGAGCCAGCUGAUCCUGAAGACUUAGAGCACUUUGAGGAAUUGGUGGCCAAGGUGCUGACCAAGCUGCAGGCAGUGCAGGCCCUGUACCAGGUGAGCCAGGAGGACCACAGCCAGCUGCAAAAGCAGAUGAACAAGCUGCUGUGCACGCAGAUGGAACUGAAGGAUGAGCUGAUUGACUGCGAGAGGGAAUUGAAGGCAUGCCUGGAUGGGUACGAGAAACCCGCAGCUCCCCACAACGACAAGAAUGAGAUCAAAGAGCUGCAGACGAAGCUUCGGGAGCUGCAGCUGCAGUACCAGGCUAGCAUGGAUGAGCAGGGGCGGCUUCUGGCAGUGCAGGAGCAGCUGGAGGGGCAACUGCAGUGCUGCCAGGAAGAGAUCCGUCAACUCAAAGAGAGGAGGCCCUCCUGUGGCAAAGAUACCAGGGCAAAGAAUGGCAAUAAGAAUAUGAACAAGAAUGCCAAUGGGGUUAAAAAGAAAAAGGCAGUUAACCAGUGUGCAGAAAAUUCUGAAGACGGCUUUGAUAAACAAAAGAGUCUGGAGGUUUUACUGUACUACAAGGCCAGCCAGACGCAAUUAGAAGAGCUAGACUGUGAGAAAAAGAAAGAAGAGACGAAAGAAGGAAAAAAAAAGAAACGAUUGCACGCCAUGAAGGAGACAGGUUACGACCUACCUGCUGGAGAGAUUAAGUCAACAGAUGAAUUUGAAAAGUACAAAGAACCAGGGAAUAAGGAAGAUGAGGAGGAGGAGGACGAGGACGAGGAGGAGGAGGAUGAAGAUGAAGAUGAAGAUGAUGACUCGUCUGAAACAGCCGAGGAUAGCAACCCUCUUAAUAUUUCUGACAGCAAAAAGAACAUGUUUGGGAUGUGGAAGCCUAUGGUAUUCUUGGCUAUUGCAGCUGUGGCUCUGUAUGUGUUACCCAACAUGCGACCGCAGGAGACAGAAUUCUGCCUCAUGGAGUAAUGGCAGACCUGGACCAGCCCUGAGGGCAUAUCCCCAGCAGCCGCUACCUUCACCUUUGAGCAGGAUACACUGUGCCAGAGCUCCCACCCCACCCAUGGGUCCCCUGCGUC
Messenger RNA from Perognathus longimembris pacificus (Pacific pocket mouse), 3710 nucleotides. RefSeq names its product coiled-coil domain containing 136 (gene Ccdc136). The record is from RefSeq and is a predicted model, not a curated record. Gene Ontology annotation, biological process: single fertilization; acrosome assembly. The transcript is spliced from 18 exons. Bases 1 to 3600 code for a protein of 1199 amino acids. Gene Ontology annotation, cellular component: acrosomal membrane. NCBI's taxonomy places the organism in Eukaryota, Metazoa, Chordata, Mammalia, Rodentia, Heteromyidae.